This is a messenger RNA of Arvicola amphibius (Eurasian water vole), 1389 nucleotides long. It is a transcript of the gene Mycn, whose product is annotated as MYCN proto-oncogene, bHLH transcription factor. The record is from RefSeq and is a predicted model, not a curated record. Gene Ontology annotation, biological process: regulation of transcription by RNA polymerase II. The transcript has 2 exons. Gene Ontology annotation, molecular function: protein dimerization activity; DNA-binding transcription factor activity, RNA polymerase II-specific; RNA polymerase II cis-regulatory region sequence-specific DNA binding. The coding region runs from base 1 to 1389 and encodes 462 amino acids. Lineage: Eukaryota; Metazoa; Chordata; Mammalia; Rodentia; Cricetidae.
AUGCCCAGCUGCACCGCGUCCACCAUGCCGGGGAUGAUCUGCAAGAACCCAGACCUCGAGUUUGACUCGCUGCAGCCCUGCUUCUAUCCGGACGAAGAUGACUUCUACUUCGGCGGUCCCGAUUCGACCCCACCGGGGGAAGACAUCUGGAAGAAGUUUGAGCUGCUGCCCACGCCCCCGUUGUCGCCCAGCCGCGCCUUCCCAGAGCACAGCCCGGAGCCCUCGAAUUGGGCUACGGAGAUGCUGCUCCCGGAGGCCGAUCUGUGGGGCAACCCGGCAGAGGAGGAUGCUUUCGGUCUGGGGGGACUGAGUAGUCUCACCCCUAACCCGGUCAUCCUUCAGGACUGUAUGUGGAGCGGCUUCUCCGCCCGUGAGAAGCUGGAGCGUGCGGUGAACGAGAAGCUGCAGCACGGCCACGGGCCCCCGGGCGCCGGCACAGCCUGCCCGGCUCCGGGAGUGAGUGCCAGCAGCCCCGGGGGCCGUGCUCUUAGCGGGACGGCGAGUGCUGGCCGCACCGGGGCCACCCUGCCCACCGAUCUCUCCCACCCGGCUGCCGAGUGCGUGGACCCCGCCGUGGUCUUCCCCUUCCCAGUGAACAAGCGUGAGCCGGCACCAGUGUCCGCUGUCCCCAUCAGUGCCCCUGCCACCAGCGCUGUGGUCACUACUGUGUCUGCUCCGGCUGCUGCCCCGGUGGCCGCUCCUGCUCGUGCAGGCGGCCGUCUUGCCAACAGUGGCGAGCACAAGGCCCUCAGUACCUCUGGAGAGGACACCUUGAGCGACUCAGAUGAUGAAGAUGACGAGGAGGAAGAUGAAGAGGAGGAAAUAGAUGUGGUCACCGUGGAGAAGAGACGCUCCUCCUCUAAUAACAAGGCUGUCACCACCUUCACCAUUACUGUGCGUCCCAAGACCUCAGCUCUGGGUGUGGGGCGAGCACAGGCUGGCGAGCUGAUCCUCAAGCGCUGUGUUCCAAUCCAUCAGCAGCACAAUUAUGCAGCGCCUUCACCCUAUGUCGAGAGCGAGGACGCACCACCGCAGAAGAAACUCAAGAGCGAGGCUUCUCCACGCCCCCUCAAGAAUGUUGUCCCAGCAAAAGCUAAGAACUUGAGCCCCCGAAACUCGGACUCGGAGGACAGUGAGCGACGCCGCAACCACAACAUCCUGGAGCGCCAGCGCCGCAACGACCUGCGCUCCAGCUUCCUGACGCUCAGGGACCACGUGCCUGAGCUGGUGAAGAACGAGAAGGCUGCCAAGGUGGUCAUCUUGAAAAAAGCCACCGAGUACGUCCACGCCCUGCAGGCCAACGAGCACCAGCUCCUGCUGGAAAAGGAGAAACUGCAGGCCAGGCAGCAGCAGUUGCUAAAGAAGAUCGAACAUGCUCGGACUUGCUAA